This is a messenger RNA of Anthonomus grandis grandis, 738 nucleotides long. Its product is annotated as piggyBac transposable element-derived protein 4-like. The coding region runs from base 1 to 738 and encodes 245 amino acids. The record is from RefSeq and is a predicted model, not a curated record. Lineage: Eukaryota; Metazoa; Arthropoda; Insecta; Coleoptera; Curculionidae. The transcript has a single exon.
AUGUAUUAUAAUAAUCCAAGUCAUCCAGAAAAUUCAGGAAAGCUUUAUUACAUUGAAGAAGUAAUGUCCUGUUUGAAGCAUACGUUUUCAAAAGCGCGUUCGGAGAGCACAUUUCAAAGCAUAGAUGAGUCUAUGGUAAAAUUCAAAGGCCGUUCAGCUCUUAAACAGUAUCUUCCUCUAAAACCAAUAAAAAGGGGCAUCAAGGUUUGGGAAAGGUGUGAUUCACAGUCUGGUUACGUAUAUGAUAUAAACAUAUAUUGCGGGAAAGAAGUUGAUACUCCAGAUAGCACUCUUGGCCAAGGAUUAGGUGAACGGGUUGUAAAGACCUUAUGUAAGUCUAUUAAAGACCUGGAGGUAAUGGUAUGCUUUGAUGGAUUUUUUGCUUCUGUUUCAUUGAUGUCUUCUAUAAAAUUUGCUGUAGUGAGUACAUGUAUGCCAAAACGAAAAAAUCUUCCAAAAUUUGAAGAUUUUGUCGCUAAACAAAACAUGAAGAAAGGCGAUUCUUGCUCUUUAUUUAGCAACGUAGGUGUUGCUGCAUACUUAUGGAAAGAUUCAAAAGAAGUAAUUGUUCUCUCAAACUACCACAGUUCUGAGAUGGAAACUGUAGAACGGCGACAGAAGGAUGGAACUAAGGCUACAGUGCCGUGCCCCAAAGCAAUCAAAGAUUAUAACUCCUAUAUGGGAGGAGUGGAUCUCUCAGAUCAACUCUCCGGCCUUCAGGUUGGUGGUGUUCUAUAA